CAAGAGGGCCUCGGCUUUUCCAGGAUUCUCCGAAACGCCGGUUUUUUGUUGUUGUUGUUGUUUUUAAGAUGAAACCCUAGCGCUGGUCUUUAAGCCAGUUAAGCGAAUUCCUCGUGAAGAGCGGUGCAAUAAGGGGACUGAGGCCAGUAGACCGUGGGAACGUUCCGGUUGCCGAACGGUGUCGGAAUAAGCCUUAGCGCGUGGGACAGCGGCGAUGGCCAGCGGCGGAGUGGGGGAAACGGCUCCGUACUCCGCCUGGAGGGGGCGAAGGGCUGGGACGCCCAAAGAGAAACGCAAUCAGAACGAGGGAGACAAGCGAUCCUUCCCGCGGUCUCCGCCAAGCUCUUCUACCCAGGGGGCUGGGCGGAGCCGCCGCCGACAGAAGAGGAGGAGGAGGAGCUGCUUGAUGCUGCCGCUGCCGCUGCCACUUAGCAAGCCGGAAAAUCUUGUUCUCGGCUGGUCCUGGGUGAAGCUUUGCUGGCCUCUGGGAGAUCCGCAAGCGGAAGCUGGAGGGAAUCAUGAGGCGACUGGGGUGUUUGGGAGAUGAUUUGAAGGGUACAUGUGACUAACCUACCUCAGACUCCCUCACCCAUUCUGCUACCUCAGGAGCCUAAUAGCAUUGGAUUUCCACUGGUUCUGGACACCCUCAAGGGGCCAUGAGACUAGCAGGUCCUCUUCGUGUUGUCGUGAUUGUCUUGACAGCAGGGCUAACCUGGAUCCUUGUCAGUAUCUUGUUGGGGACCCAAAGCGGUUUCUCUCGCCUGCAGCAGUUCCUCCUCAACAGUCCAGAGAACACUCCCGCUACAGAUUUGGACAAGAUCAGAGUGGUCUCGGCAAAGAAUUUUGCAGGCAGCCGCAAUAGUCAUCGCAAACCAAGGCCAAAGAAAUACAAGUGUGGCCUCCCCCAGGCCUGCCCAGAGCAUUCGUUUGCCUUCCGGAUGACAAGCGGUGCAGCCAAUGUCAUUGGGCCCAAGAUCUGCCUUGAAGAUAAAAUGCUAAUGAGCAGCAUGAAGGAUAAUGUAGGCAGAGGUCUGAACGUUGCCCUGGUGAAUGGUGUGAAUGGAGACUUGAUUGAUGCUAAGUCUUUUGACAUGUGGGCAGGAGAUGUGAACGAGCUGCUAAAAUUCAUCCGGUCAUUGCACGAAGGGACAUUAGUAUUUGUUGCCUCUUAUGACGAUCCUGCCACAAAAAUGAAUGAGGAGGCUCGUAAAAUCUUCACAGAACUGGGCAGCAAAUUUGCUCGGGAACUGGCCUUUCGAGACAGCUGGGUCUUCGUUGGAGCCAAAGGAGUGCAAGACAAGAGUCCCUUUGAGCAGCAUGUGAAAAACAGCAGAAGCUCCAACAAGUAUGAGGGCUGGCCCGAAGCCCUUGAGAUGGAGGGUUGCAUUCCGCAGCGAACCACCGAGGUCCUGUGAGGGUCCUUUUCUUCGAAACUUCAAGUGAAUUUUCUCAUAGGGAUGGGAGAAAAAAAUCUCCAGUCUUCCACCUGUUGUUGUCUACCCUUAUUAUGGCAGCUACCCUUCUUUCCGUCUCCAGAGUGGCCUGUUUGGCAGUGCCUUAAUAAGGCCUACCAGUUGCCCUUUUCAGAAAAGCUUUCUUGCCAUGGACUUUGGGAAGAGAGAAAGUGUAAACUCCUUAUUGCCGGAUUAGUUCUCUGUUCCCUUCUCUAGUGCCUUAACAUUUUUCCCAGGCAAAGGGGUCUAAUCCUCCUUGCCCUCUUCCCUGCUAUAAAUUUGCAGAGCCGAUUGAUUUGCUCAGCUGAGAACCAGCCUGGGGGUUUUAUAUGUGGAUAAUUUAAAGCGUGAGGAAGAACUCUUGGGCAGGGGGAGUAGGUAGGAGAUAUCAUGAAAAGUGGGACGGUCCCCUCAUUUCUUUAUCUCCACAACAUGCUUCUAUCAUGCCUUCUUUACACACAUUUGUACCUUUCUUUGAUCCCAUGCACAUCUCAGUUAUACGUGCAUUCUUUGUAUGUGUAGAAUCUCUGCACUGCUCAGCUGAAAAGCAUGGAGGUCCAAGGAAGAGUCCUGUGUUCAUGAGGUUCUGCCAAAGGAACCACUCUGAAUCAGAGUUUAUCUAUUUUAGCACCACUGCUGUUCCAAGUGCACCCCCUUAGUUUGCUAAACUUGAGAAAUGCCCAGUUACUGCUUCCUGUAGUGUAAUGUUGGUGCUUCAGUUUGUGAGGGGAUGGGGUGAGGACUGAGUCUUUCAUUCAUCUUUCUGCCCGUGUUCAUUUUUUUUUUUUAUAGAGUGUAGUGGAGGGAAUCCAAGCUCAAAGUUUCCAUUUGCCCAAUCCUUGUUGCUGAACAGCUUCUUCAAUAAAUGCUGUGUAUAACAACCGAGGCUUGUUGUUUGAAAUGGUUGCUGACCUGCCCCUCCUCCCCAAAACACCUGGUUCAUCCCAUGGGAUCUAUAAUUAAAGAUAAUGUGAUUAUGCA
Crotalus tigris (Tiger rattlesnake) is the source of this 2435-nucleotide messenger RNA. RefSeq names its product FAM3 metabolism regulating signaling molecule A (gene FAM3A). The record is from RefSeq and is a predicted model, not a curated record. The transcript has 11 exons. NCBI's taxonomy places the organism in Eukaryota, Metazoa, Chordata, Lepidosauria, Squamata, Viperidae. The coding region runs from base 657 to 1415 and encodes 252 amino acids.